Molecule: messenger RNA, 1830 nt
Organism: Saccharomycodes ludwigii
Lineage: Eukaryota; Fungi; Ascomycota; Saccharomycetes; Saccharomycodales; Saccharomycodaceae
Gene: RAD7
Product: UV-damaged DNA-binding protein RAD7
Exons: 1
Coding region: 1-1830 (609 amino acids)
Biological process (GO): SCF-dependent proteasomal ubiquitin-dependent protein catabolic process
Cellular component (GO): SCF ubiquitin ligase complex
Source: RefSeq, a predicted model, not a curated record
AUGUACAGACCCAGAACUCGUAGAGGAGAUGCUACCAAUGAUAACAAAAUCAAAGGACCCAAUUCUGCCUUGUCUGAAUUUUUAAGAGAACAAGGUAUAAAUGCCGAAAAUAUUCGUCAAAGGUGGCUAAAGAAGCAAAAGCAAGACGAGCUACUAGAAAAAGAAGGAAAUGAAAAUGAAAAUGAAGUAACUAAAAACGUUUAUGAGCAGAAACUGGCGCAAGAAGAUAAAGAAUUACGGGAAGUUAUAUCUAUUGCUGAUGAUUAUAGCGAAGAAGAAAACACAAACCUUCUUGACAAAAGUAAUAAAACGUCUAAGAGAAACAAUAUCACCACUAGUGCUAGAAGAUUAAGAUCAUUUAAACUUAAUGAAGACGAAAAUGAAUUACUAGAAAUAAAAGAACUAACUACAGAUAGCAAUAGACGUAGAACGUUAAGGUCAGUAGCAGAACAAGAUAGUGAUGAAGAAGAAUAUACCCCAUCUUCAAAGGAAGUUGUUCUAAUAGAUCAAUCCAAUAAGCCUUCAAAGGUUAAGAACCAAAAGAAAACCAUUCAAGAAAGAAGAAAAAGAAGGAAAAGGGCUGCAGAUUUAUUAAAUAGACGAGUUAAUAAAAUACCCAGCUUACAAGAGCUGGUAAUUAUGAAAAUUAGUGAGCAAAUCACAUCCAUUGAAUCAAAAAAGGAAACUGGUAUCGAUAAACCCAUUUUUUCGCAAUUGCGUGAUAUCCUAGGAGGCGUCUCUUUAGAAAACUUCAAUAAUCUAGCCAAAACUUUAUGUAAAAAUAGAUCGUUAAAUGAUGAUACUUUACAAUUGUUUUUACAAACAAAGUUGGAAACUUUGGAAUUUCAUGAUUGUUCCAAGAUUUCUUAUGAAGGCUAUAAAACGUUGGCUGUUUUCACACCACGUCUAAAAUAUUUAUCUCUACAAAUGUGUGGUCAACUAAAUAACGAAGCCUUGAUUUAUUUAGCCGAUAAAUUGCAAAAUUUGGAGUGUUUAUAUUUGGAUGGACCAUUUUUAAUUAACGAAGAGACAUGGGACAUUUUUUUUUCUAAAAUGAAAUCCAGAUUAAAACAUUUUAAAAUUUCCAACACUCACAGGUUUACAAACAAUUCUUUAAAAAGUUUAAUGUCAAAUUGUGGCAUAUUUUUAAAAACAUUGGGAUUGUCAAGGUUAGAUAGCAUCAACGAAUACAAUUUAAUUCCGUUGCAUAUAUCCGAGAACACUUUAGAACACCUAAUUUUAGAGUAUCCCUAUAAGGAAGAAGACCUAAAUGACCAAUGCUUGAUCGAUAUUUUAAAUAAAUCACCGCAUUUGGAAACCUUGAGACUAAACGGAUGUACUGGUUUAACCGAUUCCUUUAUAAUAAAUGGUAUUGGCGAGUCGCUAAAUGGGCAGAAUGGGAACAAUAAUUAUUUGAAGGUUAUAGAACUUGAAGAUUUAGAUCAGAUUUCGUCCGAUGGUAUAAUCUAUCUAUUUAGCCGUAUUCAAUUCACUACGUUGGAGAUUUGUAAUCUAAAAAAAUGUGUUGAUUUAGAUGAUUCAAGUAUUCAGGAACUAUUUUCAAAUAAAGCCACAGAAUCAUUAAAGUAUUUGAAUUUAAACUCAUUACAUAAAAUUACUCGGGGGGCAUUUGAAGGAAUGAAUUUCCCUGUAUUAGAAAGAUUUAAUUGUUCUUUUGUAAGAUCCGUCGAUGAUUCCAUUAUAAAGCUAAUCGAAACCAAUUGCCCUAAGCUAACCGUAUUAGAAGUUUUUGGCAACAAUAAAAUUAGUUCAAAGGCAAUGGUUCGUAAAGGACUUGCUUUGAUAGGGAGACAAUCAGAUAUUUUAUAA